Messenger RNA from Liolophura sinensis, 1059 nucleotides. RefSeq names its product probable G-protein coupled receptor B0563.6. NCBI's taxonomy places the organism in Eukaryota, Metazoa, Mollusca, Polyplacophora, Chitonida, Chitonidae. The transcript has a single exon. The record is from RefSeq and is a predicted model, not a curated record. Gene Ontology annotation, cellular component: membrane. Gene Ontology annotation, biological process: G protein-coupled receptor signaling pathway. Gene Ontology annotation, molecular function: G protein-coupled receptor activity. The coding region runs from base 1 to 1059 and encodes 352 amino acids.
AUGGCCUGUGAUAACGUAACAAACAGAUCAGUAGAUGAGAAUUUGGUUAUGACACCAGAUGAGAAACUCCAUCAACAGGUGUCCAUUGUGGUGUACGGCUACGCAUUACCCUGCGUCUGUAUCUGCGGCAUCAUAGGCAACACUCUGAACCUCAUAAUCCUGACACGGCGCAAACUGAGGAAGUCUAUACGAAGCCUGGAACAGUCCGCCAACAUGUGUCUCAUUAGUCUUGCCUUAGCCGAUCUCAUGUGCUGUCUUUUUGCCUUCCCAACCAUGUUUUUGACAGGAAAAAGGUUCUACCCAGAGCGCGGCUUCUUGCUCUAUUAUGAGAUGUGCUCAGCGGCCAUUAUCAGUGCUGUAAUCAUGGUCAGUACGUGGAUUACUGUGACCAUGGCGAUUGAGCGCUACCUGGCCAUUUGUCACCCGCUAAGCUCCGGCUUCCUCCUCACACCAUACCGGACUAAGGUGGUUUUGGUGAAUGUCUACGUCUUAUCUGCAGUGUUUAAUAUUCCUGUGCUGUGGCGUUACCAGAUCAGGGAGAACCUGUGUGAGAACGCAACCUUUUUCAGUGUGGAGCAAGUGCUAGUUGGCGGAAAUACCACCACAGAGAAUUUCUAUCGCAGUCUUUGGGCCGCUGUUGGUAAUUUCAUACCCCUGAUUCUGCUGCUCUACUGCAAUGUUUGCUUGUGUAGAAAAAUCCACAAGAGUUACAAACUGAGGAAAAAAUUCCAGGUAGAUUACAACAAAAGCCCAAAUGACACUGGAAACACUUUGACGGUCAUUCUUAUCGUGAUUGUCCUCAUGUUUUUCACCCUUGUGGCUCCUUCAGAGAUAGUCAAACAGAUCACUCACGCCACGCAUAAUGAAGACAACUUCAAAUAUCUUACCAUAGAAGUCAUUACAAACUUUAUGCAGUCUUUGAACUUUGCAGGUAACUUUGUCAUGUACAUAAUUUUAAGCCCAUAUUUCAGGAGAGUUCUUAAGCAAAUGUUCUGCACCUUUAACUUCAGUAAAGGUAACAAUAUGGAACUUAAAUCUUAUGUUAGCAGUUAUGUGUAA